Anas platyrhynchos (mallard) is the source of this 8940-nucleotide messenger RNA. It is a transcript of the gene NCAM2, whose product is annotated as neural cell adhesion molecule 2. The record is from RefSeq and is a predicted model, not a curated record. Gene Ontology annotation, biological process: cell adhesion. Gene Ontology annotation, molecular function: protein binding. Lineage: Eukaryota; Metazoa; Chordata; Aves; Anseriformes; Anatidae. Gene Ontology annotation, cellular component: membrane.
CUGCACGGCCGGCCGGGAGGGCUGGGCGGGCGGGAGGGAGCAGCGGCGGCGGCUGGCGGCGGGGCUGGCCUGGGCUGAGCACCUCUAACUUGGAACUGUCCGCCGGCGUGAGCUCCUGAACAUGAGCCUCCUGCCUCUCUACCUGCUCGGAUUGCUCCUCAGUAGCGGGCAAGCUCUACUUCAAGUUACAAUUUCACUUAGCAAAGUAGAGCUCAGUGUGGGUGAAUCCAAAUUCUUCACAUGCACGGCCAUUGGUGAGCCUGACACCAUAGAUUGGUACAAUCCACAAGGAGAGAAGAUUGUUUCUAGUCAAAGAGUGGUUGUUCAGAAAGAAGGUGUUCGAUCACGUCUAACCAUUUAUAAUGCAAAUAUAGAAGAUGCUGGUAUAUAUCGGUGUCAAGCAACAGAUGCUAAAGGACAAACUCAAGAAGCUACCGUUGUUUUGGAAAUUUAUCAAAAGCUCACUUUUCGAGACAUAAUCUCUCCACAAGAGUUUAGGCAGGGAGAAGAUGCAGAAGUUGUUUGCCGUGUUACUAGUUCACCUGCUCCCAUUGUCAGCUGGUUAUAUCGGAAUGAGGAAGUCGCAACUCUUGCUGACAAUCGAUUUGCAGUAUUAGCAAACAAUAAUCUCCAAAUUCUUAACAUCAACAAAAGUGAUGAAGGAGCAUACCGAUGUGAAGGAAGAGUGGAAGCCAGAGGAGAAAUUGACUUCCGGGACAUAAUUGUUAUUGUGAAUGUUCCCCCUGCAAUUACUCUGCCACAGAAAUCCUUUAAUGCCACUGCAGAUCGAGGAGAGGCAAUAACUUUGUUCUGCAGAGCCACUGGAUCACCUCCACCAGAAAUAAGUUGGUAUAGGAAUGGCAAACUUAUUGAAGAAACUGAAAAAUAUAUGUUGAGAGGAAGCAAUACAGAACUAACAAUAAGAGAUAUAAAAAAUAUUGAUGCAGGUCCUUAUAUCUGUAAUGCUAAAAACAAAGCAGGAAAUGAUAAAAGACAGACAUUUCUUCAAGUUUUUGUACAGCCUCAAAUAAUACAACUUAAAAAUGAAACCACAUUUGAGAAUGGGAAAGCCACCCUCAUCUGUGAAGCAGAAGGAGAACCUAUCCCAGAGAUUACUUGGAAAAGGGCCACCGAUGGAAUAACUUUCUCUGAAGGUGACAAGAGCCCAGAUGGCCGUAUAGAAGUCAAAGGGCAGCAUGGAAAAUCGUCACUGCAUAUUAAAGAUGUGAAGUUGUCAGAUUCAGGGAGAUAUGACUGUGAAGCUGCAAGUAGAAUUGGUGGGCACCAAAAGAGCAUGUACCUUGAUAUUGAAUAUGCUCCAACAUUUGUGUCAAAUCAGACCAUGCAUUACUCUUGGGAAGGCAAUCCCAUCAAUAUAACAUGUGAAGUGCUAGCAAAUCCAUCUGCCAUAAUUCAGUGGAGGAGAGGAAAAUUAGUUCUACCUGUAAAAAAUACAACACAUCUGAAGACCUACAGUGCAGGAAGAAAGCUGAUUCUAGAGAUUGCUCCCACAUCUGACAGUGAUUUUGGACGGUAUAACUGUACAGCCACAAACAGAAUAGGAACAAGAUAUCAGGAGUAUACACUUGGUCAAGCUGAUGUGCCAUCAAAUCCUUAUGGAGUACGGAUUUUAGAGUUGUCACAAACCACUGCCAAAGUUUCAUUCAAUAAGCCAGAUUCACAUGGAGGUGUGCCCAUUCAUCAUUACCAAGUGGAUGUAAAAGAGGUAGCCUCAGAAACCUGGAAGAUAGUUCGCUCCCAUGGAGUUCAAACAAUGGUUGUUCUCAGCAAUUUGGAACCAAAUACGACAUAUGAAAUCAAGGUAGCUGCUGUAAAUGGAAAAGGGCAAGGAGAAUAUAGCAAAAUUGAGAUAUUUCAGACCUUACCUGUCCGGGAGCCAAGCCCCCCAUCAAUUCACGGACAACCAGGAAGUGGCAAGAGUUUUAAACUUAGCAUAACUAAACAAGAUGAUGGAGGCGCCCCCAUUUUGGAAUAUAUUGUGAAAUACAGAAGUAAAGAUAAGGAAGAUCAGUGGCUAGAGAAAAAAGUACAGGGUAGUAAAGACCACAUCAUCUUAGAGCAUCUUCAGUGGACCAUGGGUUAUGAAGUACAAAUUACAGCUGCCAACAGACUGGGUUUUUCUGAACCAACAUUGUACGAAUUCAGCAUGCCACCGAAGCCCAACAUUAUUACAGAUACUCUUUUUAACGGUCUUGGACUUCGUGCCGUCAUUGGCCUGGGAGUGGCAGCCCUUUUGUUAAUCCUUGUGGUGAUUGAUGUCAGCUGCUUCUUUUUACGACAAUGUGGAUUGCUAAUGUGCAUUACCAGGAGGAUUUGUGGGAAAAAGAGUGGUUCAAGUGGAAAAAGCAAAGAACUGGAAGAAGGAAAGGCUGCUUACCUGAAAGAUGGAUCAAAAGAGCCAAUAGUGGAAAUGAGAACAGAGGAUGAAAGAAUUACCAAUCAUGAAGAUGGAAGUCCAGUAAAUGAGCCAAACGAGACAACUCCCCUCACAGAACCAGAGAAGCUGCCACUAAAGGAAGAAAAUGGAAAAGAAGCUUUAAAUCCAGAAACCAUAGAAAUCAAAGUUGCUAAUGACAUCAUCCAGUCAAAAGAAGAUGAUAGCAAAGCAUAGAAAGAUAAACUACAGCUAUCUGGAUAAUACAUUUGGAUUGAAGCAACCCCAUGACCAAAACUUUACACUGACCUUAAUUUCUUGGGAAACUUAAGCUUGGAAUAGUUAGUACAUGUGUACAUAUGAUGAAACAGUUUCUGUCUACAGUUCCUUUCUAUUUUUUUGUUUUGUUUUGUUAAUGGUUUUAGUAUGUAGGUUUGCUGACACCAAGUCCCAUGGUAUACAUUUGAAAAAUCUUCAGAAUAAGAACUGUAAUUUAUUAUAUGAAAAAAGUAUGUCUAUUUAGAAGAAUACUUUGCAAAGCACCCCUAACCACACAUCAGGUCUCUGGAUCUUACAGUGCGAGCUACAUACAUAAAGUGCCAUAUAUUAUUGUAUUUGUUUCCAUUUAUAAUAAAGCAAAAGUUUAGGUUGCCUUUAAAAAAAAAGAAGUCUCAGUACAAUAUUUAAGACCUUGGCACUGGCAGACACUCAGUAGUCAUUCAAGCUGUGCAUAUCACUUGAAACAAAACAAAAUAAAAACCAGACCGUCUUCAACAGCACAGAGCCAGCUACACCUGCAGUUUCACCUGGGUUUUCUAGUACAAUAGCAAACAAAUGACAACCAUGAUGUACAGAUUUAAAACAAAAUGGCUGAAUUUUGUGGAAGUAUAUUGGUCUCAUCCUAACUAUGUGAGCAUAAUUCUGAAAGGCCCCAAGAUUUUCAGAAUGUCCAGUUUUCUAUAUUAAUGUUUGGAAGGUUGUAUGUAAACUGGAAUGCAGGAAAUGUGCAAAAAGUAAACUCGUUUUUGGUAACUUGUGGCUUCAAAUGAAACCUUAUAACACAAGCUCGCAUUAGUUUCCCCAAUGUAUUUAUUAUACAGUAUUCAUUCUUCUUUUAGUUACAACCAUUUAAUCAAGGGAUAAACUGUAUUUUAUGGUAGUAGAUAUAUUUUCACCACAAAUCAGUAUGUGAAAUAUUUAAACUUGAGCUUAUUAAAGAAGCACUUCUUACGUUAUGAUUUCAUAUCUUUUGUCAUAUCAAGAAACAAAAGAACAGAUGGUAAGAAGGACUUUGGCUAAAUGGUUAGUAACAUUUUAAAUUUUUAAUGAGUAACAUCUUGUAUGAGGCCAAAUAUAUAUAUUUUUUUUUCCUAUCAAGCACUCUUUAAGAUAAUCUUUUUUUAUUAUUCAGGCUAAUAUGCACUACUUGAAAAUUUGGCUAAUUUAUUUGAUGAAAAAUUCAUUCUUAUUAUUAUUGAUUUAAUGGUGUCACUAAUAUGAGUAAUACAUUUUGUUUCCAUUUCAGCACAGUGUAUCCACACCUACCAAAUUGUUCAAAUUCUUGCUUUGGAAAGAGUAGAUAAAUCAUAUAGGAUACUAGAGUAGAAAAUUUUACUUGGUGGGAUUAAAUUGUAGAGUACUUUUUGGAUUCUCCACAUCUAAGUCAUGAGGUUUAACUGUAGCCUUACUCGGCAAAUUAUGUCUUCUCCAUGCUAUAUCUAAAUUUAUCUCAUAUUUGCAGUACGUAAACUGCCUAAUUUCACAAAGAAUGUUAUCAACUCUUUGCUGAUAUUUUGUAGUAAUGGCAAAGUGUUUGACUUCUGUGCAGCAAAGCCAAAAUUGAAAAGUAAAAGAAUGUCUUUAAAUUUGGGGAAAAUGACAGGUUAACCUUCUUGUUAACCCAAUCAUUAGUGCUUUUGAAAGAGUUAAUGAGGACAUAGUUAAUUUAUGUAUCUUUCUUAUUUUUCAAUCCCAACUAAUAUUUUUUUUUCCCAACUUUUCCUUGCCUUGGGAAAAAAAGAUACAAUGAACCAAGUAUUGAAGACAGAGGCAUAAUGCUGGUGUGGCUAGGAUAAGAGGCCAAGUUCCCACAAAAAACAAAGCGAAAAGAAUGGGUUACAGCAAUGUAGGAUGAAAGUCAUGAAAGAGAACCAUUUAAAACUGCUGCAAAGAGGUCUCUUUCAAUGCUAAGGCACUACUUCUGGAUGAAAGAAAGAUGAAUAUACUCCCUUAUGGUCUCUCAUUGUUGCUACUAUGAACUGUGCAGGCAGUAUUACCAAGUAGCUCCUUGCCUGUUAAAUUUCUGUCCUGUUUCUUUCUGAGUAAGUACACAAUGAGCAGGACUGUCCCCUAAUCAAUAAUUAAGAAAAAUGGUUGUCUCGUUUAUGUAUGUGAAUAUAUAUUCUUUCUACAAAGUAUGUAUAUGCAACUGGGCUUUCUCCCUCCAUUGACAUGCAAGGAAGGGACCUGGAAUAUUGAAGUAGUUGAAUGCAGAUGGUGUGGCUUGAACCCACAUCAUCUCAUGCAGUAUUUUUACCAAGGUGAGGAUGAAGGUAGGAGACCUUCUUUCCUCUUCUAUCUGUCAAAACAAGUUUAGGUGAUGCUGUACAUACUCACAUAAGUCAAGGUUCAUUAGACAAACAGUGCUUUUUCUGAAGCCAGCACGGUUCCUGUGGGCAGGCCUAAUCCUUUCUAGGCUCAACUGUAGUUGUAUUUUCAAUUUUAGUCCUUUUUCUUCAGACUUAUACAAAAGACUUUCAUGGCCUAACAUCUAUAGGUUGGUCGGUGGUGGUGUUUUUUUUUUUUUGUUUGUUUUGUUUUGUUUUUUGGAGGGGGGAGUUGUUUAUUAUUUUUAUUAUUAUUUUUAAAUAUAUGGCUUCUAAUUAUAAUGUGAAAGGAUUGGAAGAUUUAAAAGGUCUCUUCAGCACAUUUAGUAUUAAUACUCCUGUCCUACUCUUCACAAGUUAAAUAUACAGCAAAAUUAUUCCAAUAAGGGAAGCAGAAGCAGUUCCCAGUAUAUUGGAUUACAAUAUAUUUAUUUUCUUCCUGCUGUAAUGUCUAUUGCCAAUUAGGCUGAGAAUUUAACAGUUCAAAAUUAUUGGCAUACUGCUCCAAGAAUGCCUUUUCAUCUGUGGACUAAUAUGUUAUCUCUUGUGUUUUGACUAUGAUGAAAAGAAAGAUGGCUUUUUAUGAAGAAAGCCAAACUAUAACUAUAACAGGAUGCUCAAAAACACUGAUAUUUGCAAGUAUUUCCAAAUGAGGGACAGUGCAUAGUAAUUUGUAAGGUAUGUGUAGAACUGGAGUAACAUCAUUUCUUUAUUUUUUCCUAAUCUAGACUAAAAAGAAAAGAAAAAAAAAAAAAAGGUAUCUGUAUAAGUGUCACUUUUACUGUCUAAAAGUAAUUUUAAGUGUUAGUAUGAAAUGUCAGAAGAGUUGGCAGAAUAUAACUACUUUUAAAAGUAAUCUGAAUGGUUAUACUAACAUACUCCAGGGAGAAGCAUGGGAGGGAGCUAUUGAAACUAUGGACAAAAUGGAAUGUGGCAGUGACAAUCCAUUCAACAAAAAAUAAGGAGUAAAAUUAAGCAAAAUGACUUAAAUCUUAUUAUUAUUAGUAGUAGUAGUAAAAAUACAUUCUGAUUUACCACAAUAGUAACAAAACAAUAAAAAAUUAAUGUUUUACAAUUUAGUAUACAGAUGUACUAUGGAGAGUUCUUGUUUUUUGUUCUGGUUUUCUUUCCUAUUUUAUUUUAUUUUAGUUUUUACUUAUAUGGUAUUUGUUUCUUUUUCUGGUUGCUUUUGUUGUUUUGUUUUUCGGUUGUUUUGUGGUUGCAGAAAUAUUUACGAUUCUGGUGAUGCUAAUGCCUAGCAUUAUAAUGUGACAAAGUUUAAUUUAUUUAGGCCUCAGUCUUGCAAGAAGUUUUGUGUGGCUGAACCCACUACUCGUAUGUAACCCUACUGGCACCAGUGGGGUCAGUGUGAGCAGGAGGAUGUCCUUUCACGUAAAAGCUUGCAGGAUUGGGUUGACAUAUCUCUUCAUAGAUAUAUACAACAUAUUUACACAGUGACAGUCAUAUACAAAGGCUGUUUGACAGCAGUCCGUGGUAUAGUAAAUUCCACCUGCUGUCUUCAGCCUCUGCAUUGAUGUUCAUCCAAAAAAGUGGAUUUCUUUUUAUGAUGGUAAUUAUUUAUUUAAGUGCCAAUCAUUAAACUGUAGUAUAAUAAUCACACCAUUUUUUCUGUUUCCUAGACCAGAUAAUGGAAAUGUAUUUGUGCCUUUUGAUAGCAUGCCACUCUACUUUAUUAAAGAAAAAAAAUCUUCAAUAAUUUGUCUACAAAGCCUGUUUAAAGUAUUUGAAAGCUUUAUCAUGACAUACUUUUCUGCUCAGAUAUGCUCAAAUACUCAUCUAAAGUAAACUGGAGAUAAUAUUUGCAAUUCACGUAAAUAUUUUAAACACAAAAUUUACUAUUGAGAUCACAAUUGUAGUGAGGGUUUUAUAUGGGUGUGUUACUGCUGAAAAUAUUCAAGUAGAUGGAGCACAUGGAGAGUAAGUAGGGGUGUUUUGAAGUUGACAAGUCAGAUAGAAAGUCUCCUUAGUUCUAUUUAGGCAGUUAGACCUCAAAUAUUAACAUCUUUGCUCAAAUCUGGAAGAUGAUGAGGAACAUCUUCCCACCAUUUUACCUCUGGAGUAAAACUGCAGUGAAUAUUUGUUUUGCAGCCAUUUAUGGCCUCACCAUCUCUGUGUAAACUGUCAUAGGAAGUAAUAAUAUCUUUGCUGAGUAAUGUUGUGUCUGCUGGGUGAUAUUUACUCCUGAUUAAAGAGCCUCCAAAAAAAUUUGACUGAAAAUGUCAAGACCCUACUUAGUCCAGUUAAUUUAUGGAGGGGUGCAGAGAAUGCUACAAGAAGGGCCCCAGAAGAGCUCAAGUCUCACUGGGGUUUAGGACAAAAACUUAUUUCAGUGGGGCCUGAAUUUCAUCCCCUCAUCUCAGUGAGGCUCCACAUGUCCUCAUCCCAUCACAUCACCUUUGUGAGCGGACACCUUGGUGUGAGUGGAAUUUAAAUGUCUUGAUAGGCUCCUGCUAACAUUUUGCACAGGGAAGGCUUGUCUAUCAGGAGUUUGCAGUGAUCAGAAAGCAUGGAUAAAGAUAUCUGAUCAUGGUUUUAUCCCAUACAUUAGUAUGUGCCCAGAAUUAAGUAAAACAUCCCUCUAAUUAAUUCACUGUGGUUGCAAUACUUUAGGUAAAGAUGAAAACAUUCUAGGAAGUAUUGUCUCUUCUUAAAUCAGUUUGUUUAACUUCAGAUAGUUGUGCUGAUCCAUGCAAAGCUACCAUAGUUAAAUGAUUUAAAAAAAAAAAAAUGGUUCUAUCCCCUUUUUCAGUUUUUUUCGUAUUAUUUCCUGGAGUACCCAAUCCACUUGACAGCAGAGCUGUAGUGGUAGGGGAAAAUACUCACUAAACUUUAAGUGAUCUUCAAUAUUUCUACUCAACAUAUAAAUGUGUUCUUAAAUCAUUUCAUUUGAACCUGAACCAGAAAGAAACCUUUCUACUACAAAUUUGACUUUGGACCAGGUUCUGAGAAGUCACAGUUUACUUGUCUCCCUCUCCUCUUAACAGGCAUUGUGAACUUCAUGAUGUUUGACUUUCAAACUUGAAUAUUGGCCAUUUUUAGCCCAGAGAAAUUAAAUAGAUAUUUAUUGCCAAAUUUAUAUUGGCAGUUUUACGUCACAGGUGAGAUUGGGAGUGGGCAAGAUGACCAGCUGCAGUGCUGGCAGAAUUAAGGAAAGCUACCAAAGAGAGAACAGGUGCAAGAGAGUGAGCUGUGAGAGUGCUCAAAAACUGGGAGAUCCUAUAGUUAGUAGUGGGGAAAGGAAAGUCGGGAGCUACUAAAAGAAGAGAGGCUGCUGCAGACUGUGAGAACUAGAGAAUGGGCAGUGUAACUAGAGAAUGGGAUGCAGUCCUACUGCAUCCUUCAGGUCUGCUGUGUAAGUAGGCUGCAUUUUUAAAUCUAAAAUGUAGGGUUCAGAAAAGAGGAAAGAAGCCCUUGGGGUCUCUACAGGUUGGUGACAGACAUAUAAAGCAAUCAGAUUCCCCAUGAAGAUAAAUUUCUUUGCUCAUGGUGUAAAGUUCUCACAAAGAAUUUUGAGCAAAGAAUUUUGACAAGAUUAAAAAAAAAAAAAAAAAAGCUUUCCUGCUACAAUGAGCACUCAGUAUGUAUUUGUAUGCUGUGUACAGUAUAAGCUAAAGCAUACCAUAUAUUGUUUUUGUUAUUCCACAUGUUGUUAACAGCCCACUUGCGAUAUAUACCACCUGAAUUAUAUAUUGAUAAGUUAGCUACCACCGGAGCUAGUUUGUUUAUUGUUUCAAAACCUUAUGUCCCUAUGAAAUGCUGUGUAUAUAUAUAUAUCUCUAUACUGUAAAAAGAAGUAAUAUCGCAGAUGAUGGUUUUGUAUUUAUGAAAGACAUUGAAAGUAUGGCUUAAAGUAUAUCAAUUAUUUGUCACUCUUCACCAUUUGUAUAUUAAUAGUAAAGAUACUUUUACUUUAAUGAA